This is a messenger RNA of Cajanus cajan (pigeon pea), 477 nucleotides long. RefSeq lists its product as uncharacterized. Lineage: Eukaryota; Viridiplantae; Streptophyta; Magnoliopsida; Fabales; Fabaceae. The record is from RefSeq and is a predicted model, not a curated record.
AUGCUGAUUUGUGGUGGGAGCAUGGAAAUUCACUGCAAGUUGUUCAUGGGCACGCUCAAAAAAGUAGCCCUUGAUUGGUUUAGUGGUCUUCCUGACCGAUCAAUUACCGACUUCGACGUCUUUAGCCGGCUUUUCAUGGCGCAGUUCGCAGCCAACAAAAAGAAACCGCCGAUCACGUCAGACUUGUUUGAUCUCAAACAGCAACGCGAGGAGUUGUUGAAGGAUUUUUUGCAAAGAUUCAACGAGGUUGCUUUGAGGAUAGUGUCUUUGUAUGAAAGGAUGGCGGUCAUUGCGUUUCAGAAAGGGCUAAGGUCUGGUGCUUUCGACAUCGCGCUAGAGAGAGCAAAUUGUCAAACGAUGUCGGAGGUGAGAGCUUUCGCCCUAAGUCACAUCAAGACGGAGGAAGGACAAAUCAACAAAAGGGUAGCUGAAAGCCGAGAAGCUGGGGUCGUCCCAAGAGAUUUUUAUUCCCUAUAA